UGAUAUCAAAUAGCCUACCAAGUGGGAAAUAAGUGCCAAAGCAUCGAAACUCAUAAGUUCUAAGAAAAAUUGUGAAUCAAUUCAAGUUCUUAUAUCUACCUUAAACCAAACAAUUCUACAAAUUACUACAGACCAUAGUUUGUGUAGUUAUUAUUGUGUACGUCAUGGUCAAUACAGAUGAUAACAAUGGUUCAAAUGGUGCAGUGGCACCUCAACUAAAAAUUAAAGUCCGUGGUGACGCAGUUAUUCUAACCAAAAUCUCAGAGAAAGUUUUGCAAGCUUAUCAUAAGAUAGCUUUAGAGAGAGGUGUUGGCGGCAAGCACUCUCAUUAUGAGCUAUCAGUUAAACCGGUAUCUGGUGUCGGAGAGAACUCAUACGGUCUAAUCUUACAAGUGUGUAUGCGCGAAUGUUUUAGUGUUGCAAGGGAAACGGAAGCCGAAGAAAAUAUGAGUUUUAACCAUAAUCCAAAGGAGAUGGUAACAAUUUUAAAGAUUUCACCCAAAAAUCCAUCGUUUCGCGCCCAUAGUCGUAUAGCAGAUCUAUACAAACGUGAAGUGUUCAUGUAUAAACAGGUGUUUCGCCAAUUUAAACAGCUGCAAGCGGAAUGCCAGGAACACCAAGAUAACUCUUACCAGUUUGAUAAUGUGCCGGAAUUAUUGUUUACCUGUUUAGAUGUCGAAGAUGAAUUCCUUAUACUUGAAGAUCUCUCCCAAAGUGGUUUCAAACAAAAUCAACGCACAGAAAUGCCCACAUAUGAGUUGGCAUCAGCUACAUUUCGUUCUAUAGCCAAAUUUCAUGCAAUGUCCUUUGUACUGCAAGCCAAAAAACCUCAACAAUUUAAAGAGUUUGUCCAGCAAAUGGACGAUAACCUAUUUACCGAAGAUAUCGAACCAAUAACAGUGGAAUUUGGCAAGAAAUAUAUAAGAAAGACACGAGUAAUGCUUCAACAAAGUGAAGUGAAAUCCCAAUCAACAGCUGUUGCCAAGCAAAUUAAAGGUCUUCAAAAAUUAGAGGAUAAUUUCAAGAGAGUGUGUCUCCAAAGUGUCAAUGGUCAACUUAUAGCCCCUUAUGCAGUUAUAUGUCAUGGGGAUUUUUGGAAUAAUAAUAUGCUGUAUGGAAACAGAAACAAUGCAGAACAAACCACCUCGGCUAAAUUAAUAGAUUUCCAAUUGUCGCGUUAUGCUUCUCCCAUAUUAGAUUUGGUCCACUAUCUUUACACUUCAACCGAAGGAGAUUUACGUAAAAAAUACUUUGAGGAACUGCUUGAUACCUAUUUUGAACACUUAAAAGCCCAUAUAUCCUACCACAAUCUUAUUAUUGACGAUAUAUAUCCCAAAAAGAUCUUUAUGCAACAACUUAAAGAUUAUGGUAUUUACGGGUUUUGUAUGGCCGCCUUUUCAAUACCAUUUUUCAUUUCCACAUCAAGUGAAUUGCCAGAUUUAGAUGUAGUGGCAACAGCUAUUAGAGAUAUUUCAUCUACGUCGUCAGAGAAUUCCGAUGAAGAAAUGCAUGAAAACGGGAAUGCUAAGGAUGCGGAUAUUGGUGUUACUGUUAAUGCCAAAUCUGAUGCAGAUUCAAAGCGUAUGGAAUUAUUGGAGGAAUACGAUUUGCUGAACGAACGUACACUGCCAAUAUUCAAGAGGCGAAUGUGUGAUAUUGUAAAGGAUCUGGAUAAAUAUGAUAUGUUGGAUAUUAUUUUGAAGUUGUCGUAAAAGCAUUUUUUUUUGGUUUUCCAAUCAAAGAAUUUACACAAGUAUUUAAAAACAAUAUUUUAAACGAAAAUUUAAGAUUUCAAAAAAUAGUAUUAAAUAUACCUUAUUAAAAAAUUUU
This is a messenger RNA of Stomoxys calcitrans (stable fly), 1830 nucleotides long. RefSeq lists its product as uncharacterized. The coding region runs from base 165 to 1712 and encodes 515 amino acids. The record is from RefSeq and is a predicted model, not a curated record. NCBI's taxonomy places the organism in Eukaryota, Metazoa, Arthropoda, Insecta, Diptera, Muscidae. The transcript has 2 exons.